AUGGUUAUAAAGAUAAUAUUCUAUGAGGACCGUAACUUCCAGGGUCGACACUAUGAGUGCUACAGUGACUGUGCCGAACUGCAGUCUUACUUCAGUCGCUGUAACUCCAUCCGAGUUGAAAGUGGCUGCUGGAUGAUCUAUGAGCGUUCCAAUUACACAGGGUACCAGUACUUUCUGAGCAGGGGCGAAUACCCUGAUUACCAGCGCUGGAUGGGUUUUAAUGACACAGUCAGGUCCUGCCGCAUGAUUCCUGCAUACAGGGGAUCAUAUCGCCUGAAGGUGUAUGAGAGACCUGAAUUUGGAGGCCAGAUGAUGGAAUUCACCGAUGACUGCCCAUCUGUUCAUGAGUGA
This is a messenger RNA of Protopterus annectens (West African lungfish), 351 nucleotides long. RefSeq names its product gamma-crystallin M2-like. The record is from RefSeq and is a predicted model, not a curated record. Lineage: Eukaryota; Metazoa; Chordata; Ceratodontiformes; Protopteridae. The transcript has 3 exons. Gene Ontology annotation, biological process: visual perception; lens development in camera-type eye. Gene Ontology annotation, molecular function: structural constituent of eye lens. The coding region runs from base 1 to 351 and encodes 116 amino acids.